Messenger RNA from Paramecium tetraurelia, 498 nucleotides. RefSeq lists its product as uncharacterized. Gene Ontology annotation, molecular function: protein binding. Lineage: Eukaryota; Ciliophora; Oligohymenophorea; Peniculida; Parameciidae. The record is from RefSeq and is a predicted model, not a curated record. The transcript is spliced from 2 exons.
AUGCAGAUAUACCUACAGGGUCAUUCAACUGCUUUGGAUUGGUCAUAAGAAUAAAAAUUAGGAAGCGGAGGCAAGGAUUGUAAAAUUGUAUUGUGGGAUAUUAAUGAUUAUCAAUCGUUUAUUCACAAGCAAGAGAAUUAAGCAGCAUAUAUAAGAAGAACGGUCUUGAAGGGGAAUCAAGCAGAAUUUGAAGACAUGUCUUAAUCAGAAUAAUUAGAAUCUUAUUGUUAAAACAGAUAAAUUAUUUUGGGAUUAGAGAAUAGGAGGAGGGAAAUGUUGGAGUUUAGAUAAAGUAUAGACAGAGAAUUACAUAAGAAGGAUAUCCAUUGUGUAAGUUGGGGUCAAUAUGAUGAAAAUAACAUCGCAAGGGGUUCAUUAGCUGGAAGUGUACACAUCAUUGAUAAACACAAAUAAAUUGGAAUUCAAGAAUAUGUCAAGGAAGUCGCUAAUCUUUAAAAAGUUUAAUCAUUGUAAUUAGACCUUAUUGAUAUCUUUUGA